Strongylus vulgaris is the source of this 477-nucleotide messenger RNA. NCBI's taxonomy places the organism in Eukaryota, Metazoa, Nematoda, Chromadorea, Rhabditida, Strongylidae. The record is from the annotation of a GenBank genome assembly.
AUGCCGCGCGUACAAAAUCCGGUUUCAAGCCAUUUGAAAGGUCAGGCGCAGUACAGUAUAAAAGGUAACCCAGUAAGGAGGAAAGGCAUCACCGCCCACAUGAAGGUUUUCGUACUCGUCUCAGCCCUUGUGGCUCUCUCUGCAGCCAAAUCAGUUCACAAAAGAAAUGCAUAUGGGGAUGAGCCAGUUGCUCCAGCACCAGCAGCCGAAGCUCCCGCCCCUGUAGCGCCAGCUGAGCAAGCUCCAGUUGCUGUUGAGCAGCCGGCUGCCGACUGCAAUGAGGCCCCAGCACCAGCUGUGCCUUCAGGAUAUAGAAACAAAAGAAAUGCAUACGGAGACGAGCCAGUUGCCCCAGCACCAGCAGCCGAGGCUCCCGCUCCAGCAGCCCCCGAGCAACCUCCCGUCGCGGUGGAACAACCUUCUCCAGACUGUGCUGAGACUCCCGCCCCAGCUGUUCCCUCAGGUUACCGAUCAAAG